Messenger RNA from Homalodisca vitripennis (glassy-winged sharpshooter), 1826 nucleotides. Its product is annotated as threonylcarbamoyladenosine tRNA methylthiotransferase. Bases 197 to 1798 code for a protein of 533 amino acids. NCBI's taxonomy places the organism in Eukaryota, Metazoa, Arthropoda, Insecta, Hemiptera, Cicadellidae. Gene Ontology annotation, biological process: tRNA methylthiolation. The record is from RefSeq and is a predicted model, not a curated record. Gene Ontology annotation, cellular component: endoplasmic reticulum. Gene Ontology annotation, molecular function: 4 iron, 4 sulfur cluster binding; tRNA (N(6)-L-threonylcarbamoyladenosine(37)-C(2))-methylthiotransferase activity. The transcript has 10 exons.
AUUGCUUGCUAAGCCGUAUUUCGAUUUUGUUCAAACACUCACUGUGUAUUGUGUAGUCUUAGCGUGGUAGUGUUGAUUUUGACGCACAUAUGUCUUCUUGAGUAGUUACAAUAAUUUACACUGUCAAUUAAUAAUAUUGGAGAAAUAGAAGAUACUCUGGAUGAACCUUUAACAAAUUUGCAUUUUAUUAAAUACAAUGCCCGCUGCCUGUAGUGAGAUCAUAGGUGAUAUUGAAGAUUUGAUCUCAUCUCAAGAUCUAACACCAAAAGAGAGGUACAGCAAUAAGAAGAAUGUAACUGCAAGGGUCAAAAAGCGAGUCGUCAAAGCUUCGAACAUUGAAGAGUUUGUCAAUAAUGAUGAUGUUCCUCGCAGUAUCAUACCGGGAACACAGACAAUUUACGUCAAAACUUGGGGAUGCACACAUAACAGCUCGGACAGUGAAUACAUGGCUGGUCAGCUGGCAGCGUAUGGCUAUACUCUUACUGAUGAAAAGGAAAAGGCAGAUCUUUGGCUUUUAAACAGUUGCACGGUGAAAAAUCCAGCUGAGGAUCAUUUUAGGAAUGAAAUCGAGGCAGGAGUGGGCCGAGGCAAGGCGGUGGUGGUGGCGGGGUGUGUGCCGCAGGGGGCCCCACGUGCCGACUACCUCAGGGGCCUUAGUGUCAUCGGUGUCCAGCAGAUAGACAGGGUCGUAGAGGUUGUUGAAGAGACUCUUAAAGGUAAUUCGGUGCGACUAUUUGGUCAAAAGAAGGUGGCUGGGAAGAAACUGGGUGGUGCUUCUCUCACUCUGCCGAAGGUGAGACGCAAUCCUCUUAUCGAGAUAAUAGCCAUCAACACAGGCUGCCUCAACCAGUGUACGUACUGCAAGACCAAACAUGCCAGAGGGGACCUGGGAAGCUAUCCUCCAGAGGAGAUAGUAGAGCGAGCGCGGCAGUCGUUCUCGGAGGGUGUGAAGGAAGUGUGGCUAACAUCGGAAGACACAGGGACUUACGGAAGGGACAUCGGGAGCUCACUGCCUCAGCUGCUGUGGCGAUUGGUCGACGUCAUUCCAGAGGAUUGCAUGUUGCGCGUAGGCAUGACCAAUCCCCCGUAUAUUUUAGAACAUCUAGAGGAGAUGGCUGCCAUAUUGAGUCACCCACGAGUGUACGCCUUCCUCCAUGUCCCAGUCCAGUCCGGUAGUGACUCUGUGUUGGCUGACAUGAAGCGGGAGUAUUGUCGGGAGGACUUCCUCAAGGUCGUGAACUUCCUGCGGCAGAGGGUUCCUGGGAUCACGAUUGCUACGGAUAUCAUCUGUGGGUUCCCCACAGAGACCGAGGCUGACUUUGAGGACACAAUGAGUCUCUGUGCAGACUGUCGUUUCCCCUCUCUGUACAUCAACCAGUUCUUCCCCCGCCCAGGUACUCCAGCCGCCCGACUACCCAGAAUACCCCCAACAGAGGUGAAGAAAAGGACCAAGAGGCUUUCAGAGCUGUUCCAGUCGUACGAGCCGUACACUGACAAGCUCGGCACCACACAACGGGUACUCAUUACUGAAGAAGCUUUCGACGGCAGACAUCUUGUCGGACACAACAAGUUCUACGAGCAGAUAUUGGUGGAGAAUAGACCGGACCUGAUGGGGCGUUCCGUGGAGGUAGUGAUUACGGCUACCAAGAAACACUGCAUGAUAGGCACCCUCAAGACCGAAGUAGUGAAGCCACCAACCAGACCAAACAUCUGUAGUGUGCUUCAGCCUUCUCUGUGUUCAUUUGUACUGGUUGCCUUAUUAGCCAAACUUCUAUGGUUUUUAUUUGUAAAUAUAUGAAAGUGUAAUAUAAAAAGUGUAUAUGAAA